Messenger RNA from Phaedon cochleariae (mustard beetle), 2471 nucleotides. The record is from the annotation of a GenBank genome assembly. Lineage: Eukaryota; Metazoa; Arthropoda; Insecta; Coleoptera; Chrysomelidae.
AUGCUCACUGGGUCAGCGGUCCGAGCGGACAGGAUGCGAGGCGGCCGCAACAAAUUCGGCCCCAUGUACAAACGCGACAGGGCGAGAAAACUGCAAAUGAUGCGCCAACGCCAGCUAGCCGUCCAGACCUUGCGCGGCGUCAGCCUGGGCAGCGACAUCUACCCGACGCAGCCGGGCGCCUCCCCCUUCGCCAACAUCCACAUCAAGCAGGAGAUCCAGAUCCCGCAAGUCUCCUCGCUCACCUCCUCCCCAGACUCGUCGCCCAGUCCCAUCGCGGUGGCGUUGGGGCAGGUCAACGCGUCGCUCGGGCAGCAGCCGACCUCUAACCAGCCGCCCGCGCUGCAGAUCGUCAGUCUGCAGGGCGGCUCGCAUGCCCACAGCGCGCUCGGCCAUUCCGACGGGAAGGGGUGGGGGCAGGCCAACUCGACCACCGCGUCGCCGCAUUCGCUCAGUCCGAAGGUGUUCCAGUUCGAGACGGCGGUGCCGGGCGGCGGGGGCGGCGGAGGUGGUGCCCACGGCAACAAAGUGUCGCCCAUGAUCAGGGACUUCGUGCAGGCGGUGGACGAUAGGGAGUGGCAGAACUCGUUGUAUGGACUCUUGCAGAGCCAGACGUAUAAUCAGUGCGAAGUCGAUCUGUUCGAACUUAUGUGCAAAGUGUUGGACCAGAAUUUGUUCUCGCAGGUGGACGACCAGAUGAAGCUGUUGCAGCACUCCUGGUCCGACAUGCUGGUCCUCGAUCACAUGCACCAGCGCAUGCACAACAGCCUGCCCGACGAGACGACGCUGCACAACGGCCAAAAGUUCGACCUGCUCAGCCUCGGCCUGCUCGGCGUGCCGACCCUGGCGGAUCAUUUCAACGACAUCACGGCCAAGCUGCAGGAGCUCAAGUUCGAUGUUGGAUGGUGGAUGGAUAUUGACAUAUUCCCUCAUUUUCUUACAGAUGUCCGAGGCAUCACAAAUAGAAAACACGUAGAAGAAGGCUACGAACAGGUGCAGCAGGCUCUACUCGAAUACACGAUGACGUGUUACCCACAAAUACAGGAUAAAUUCAAUAAGAUGCAGCAGCUGCUUCCCGAGAUCCAUUCCUUGGCGUCCCGAGGGGAGGAGCACCUCUACCACAAACACUGCAACGGCAGCGCCCCCACGCAGACCCUGCUGAUGGAGAUGCUGCACGCCAAGCGGAAAUAACGCCCCCCGUCCGCCUAUUGUACCCCCCCAUCUCCCCCAGCCACGUUACCAUAUCUGUGUGCAAUACCGGCUUACACUCUGUACAUAACUUAUUAUUAUUAUUAUUAUUGAUUUUAUUGAAUAUUUUUCGUUUUUCAUUGGAAAUCUCAUAGUUUGUUGACAUUGAUGCCUUUUUAAGAAGUACAAAGAGCCACCACAUAUUUUUGUAUUGAGAUGAUUGAGUUUGGAGAGAUGUGAGAAGAAUCGUGAUUUGGGGUGCCAUCAGAAGAUUUUGAGUUGAAUUUUGUUUUCAAUUUUGUAACAUUGGAGCAUUGGUAAGGAAUCAAAUCGUUACUAAAUUUACAGCUAGUGCAUAUUUCAUCAGAAAAUUCCUCAGAAUCGCAUUAUAGAAAUCAAUUUUUCACUAAAAAUUUUAGAAUUUUUAACCCAAAAUCAUUUUUGAAUUCUGUCAAUGGUGCAUUUUAGACAGAUUCUUUGCCUUUACACUAUAGUGAAAACUCAUUUAUUCAUGCAAAGUUCUUCUUCCUUUCUAGGAAGUGUUUACCAAAACCUGUAUACAUAUAGGGUGUGAAUGAAUUAGUGCAAAUACAUUUAGGGAUCGCUUGUCAUAUUUUUUGAAAAAUAAUGUAUAUUUCAGUUGAAAUUUCCCCGAAAUUGCAUCAUAAACAUUGAUUUUCAAGUGAAUCGCAUUAGAAAACUCAAUUUAUAACUAAUACCUAAUUUCGCCACCUUGGAAGCUUAUUUAGCAUAAUUUAAUUGAUUGCUGAAAAUAUAGGAUAUGGUUUCUUAGCUCAUUUUGAGAAGAAAAGCUUUCAUGAACAUAUGCCAUAAACCUCUUAACUAUAAAACUAUAGGGUGUUAACAUUUUAUUUUCUCUUUUUUGAUUAUAGAAACUUUCACAAUGUGAAAAACUGUCACGUUUAUGAAUAAUGGUCAAAAUAAGAACGCAACGUAAUCGAUCGAAUGUCACUAUUUUAGAAACGAAUUGGGGCACUAAUUUCUUUAUGCCACAAAUGCAUGAAAAAAGUUUUUAUUUUUUUACGCGAAAACGGUUUGUCGAACGAAAAAAAAUUCAGGUAGUUAAAUUGUUGCAAAAUGAAUGAGAAUUUCAAAAAAGAGUUUCAUUCCCAGAAAAAUCAAGGGCGUACAACAUAUUUUUUCAAAAUCUCCAGGCAACAUCCCGAACGGAAGCCACUGGUAGAAAUAUUAAAAAACCUUUUGCAUCAAAAAUUGCCUAUUGGUGCUUUGUAGGUGCAUGUCAAAUUUCAUGAAAAUAUCUAGAA